AUGAAUCGUAUUGCUAUCAAUGGUAUUAUGCGAGUAGUUCGUGUUAAUCCUACUAUUCGAACAGCUGCUCCAUAUCGUUGGGAGUCACGCAGUGCAUAUGGUGGUCAACAAUCACAAAGUUCUGCAUUUGUAGCCGGUGCUGCUGGUGGUCUUGCUGCACUUCUUGGAGGUUUUGCAUGGUAUCACUUUAGUGGCACGCGUCAAGUUGUUAAUAUUGCACGUGACACUAUUAACAAAGCUCAGCAAAUCAAAGAAAAAGUGAAAGAAACAGCUGACGAUGCACCGGAUAGUGCAGCUAAUACUGUCAGCUAUUUGCGUUCAGCUACUACUACUUUAAUUCCUGGUUCGGCACCAUUUCUUGGAAAAGUAUUUGAUCAAAUUGAACAGAUUAGUAAAGAUCAUGGUGAUGAUGCAAAAAAAAUAUUUGAUGAAACAUAUAAAGAUUUCGAAAAACUUGCUAAAGAAGGUGCUUUAGAUGCACAAACAGCCAGUAAAGCUGUAGAUAUUCUUCAAAAACGUGUUAAAGAACUUCAAGAUUUAGCUAGUGAAGCUGGUGGUGAUGCAUACAAUAAAUUAAUUUCUGACAAUCCAAAAUUAAAAGAACAAAUUUCGGAUCAAUAUAGCAAAUUAAAAGACAUUGUUGACAAAGCUAAAGAAAAAAAACCUGAACUUGAAAAACUUUAUAAAGAUACAUCAUCAGAAUUAACUAAAAUUUUUAAAGACAAUGGUGUAUCAAAAGAAACAGUUCAACAAGCACAAGAUUUAUUAAAAAAGAAAGCUGAAGAAGCAAAGAAAAUUGGUGAAGAUGUUGCAAAACAAGAUAAGAAAGAUACGAAAGAUAAGAAAGACACGAAAGAUAAGAAAGAUAAGUAA
This is a messenger RNA of Rotaria sp. Silwood1, 873 nucleotides long. The record is from the annotation of a GenBank genome assembly. Lineage: Eukaryota; Metazoa; Rotifera; Eurotatoria; Philodinida; Philodinidae.